Rana temporaria (common frog) is the source of this 7281-nucleotide messenger RNA. RefSeq names its product listerin E3 ubiquitin protein ligase 1 (gene LTN1). The transcript has 30 exons. The record is from RefSeq and is a predicted model, not a curated record. The coding region runs from base 163 to 5502 and encodes 1779 amino acids. NCBI's taxonomy places the organism in Eukaryota, Metazoa, Chordata, Amphibia, Anura, Ranidae. Gene Ontology annotation, biological process: ribosome-associated ubiquitin-dependent protein catabolic process; rescue of stalled cytosolic ribosome. Gene Ontology annotation, cellular component: RQC complex; cytosol. Gene Ontology annotation, molecular function: ubiquitin protein ligase activity; ribosomal large subunit binding; zinc ion binding.
UGAGGGCGGAAGACUGGCAGCGGGGCCUGUAGCUUAGUGAGGACGUCAUGGUUAGGCUUCAGGUGAAAUAAUCAAUAGCCGAUUUACCGAAGGAUUUUUUUUUUGGCCGGGUGAGUGUGCCGCUGGCCCUGGGAAGUGUUUGCCGGUGACAAAGAGCGGAGAAUGGGCGGGAAGAACAAGCAGAGGACGAAGGGCAAUGUUCGGCCGUCCAGCAGUGGAAGAGCGGCAGAACUUCUGGCUAAGGAAAGUGGCACAGUCCCAGGCUUUAUCGGGUUUGGGACGUCGCAGAGCGAUUCAGGUUAUGUCCCUGCUGUGCAGGGUGCCGAGGAGGUGGACAGCCUUGUUGAUGCUGAUUUCCGAAUGGUGCUGCGCAAGCUUUCUAAGCGAGACGUCACCACAAAAUUAAAGGCAAUGCAAGAGUUCGGAGCAAUGUGUAAAGAGAGAGAGAUAGAGGCAGUCCGGGGUGUCCUACCAUAUUGGCCCAGAAACUACUGCAAGAUAUCUCUGGAUCUUGACCGCAGAGUGCGGGAGGCCACUCAGCAAGCCUUUGAGCAGCUGAUCCUGAAAGUGAAGAAACACUUGGCUCCUCACUUGAAGAGUUUAAUGGGCUUCUGGCUCAUAGCACAGUGUGACACCUACUCACCGGCAGCCAGUUCUGCCAGAGCCGCCUUCGAAGCUGCAUUCCCUUCUCAUAAACAGCCGGAAGCCCUGGCCUUCUGCAAAGAUGAAAUUCUAAAUGUUUUACUUGAUCAUCUCCUGAAAGAAACCCCGGACUCCCUAAGUGAUGCGCAAACAGUCCCACCAGAGGAAAGGGAGUCGAAGUACUUCCGAGUUGUCACCUGUUCUUUGCUGGCUCUGAAGCGUCUGCUUUCUAUGCUGCCAAGUGGAGAGAACAUCUUCCUUCAGGAGAGAUUGGCUCACCUUCUGUCACAGAGCAAGUUCUGGAAGUACAGCAAGCACCAGUCGCCAAAUAUUCGCUCGGCUUUCUUUGAACUGAUCUCUGCACUGUGCCAGUACUUCCCUGAACUCCUAAACACAGAGGCUUCCCGGGUGUGUCCGGCUGUUUUGCUCAGUAUUGACGACAGUGAUGCUGUAGUGUGUCCCACUCUGUGGGAAGCGGUCUUGUACACUGUAACCACCAUAGAGAAAUGCUGGGAUUAUGUAAGUGCAAAGAAGGGCGUUCUACCCAAGUUAUGGACCGUCCUCAGAGAGGGAGGCAGAGGAUUGGCGACUGUUAUCUUCCCUAAUCUAUUGCCUUUCCUCAGCAAAGUCCCCUAUGACAUAACAAGCCCCCGGCUGGACUUCUACAACACUUUGUUUGAGUCUUUAAUCCAAGGACUGUCGAGUGAAAGAGCCACGAGCAGCCCUACAGAAAGCUCUGCUAUACUAACUGCUUACAUGGAAUGUCUGAGGUUUACCAUGCAGGAAAGUAUUGGAAAGGACGAGGAACACAAGAAAAUACGUCAAAUGCUCAUCAAUGAACAGCUCAUUCCUAUUAUCGAUUCCUCCUUCAAAGAUCUGAAGCUUCACAACGGUCCACUAUUUGGUCUAGUAGAGGAAACCAUCCGUUCAUGGGAGGGAAAAGUAGAGAAUCCAGAGUUUGGAGAGGACCUUAUCCAAAUCUACACCAGUGUGUUGUCUUCCUUUUGGGAAAGUCUGGAAAGGGUGUGUGUGACCCAUGUUGAUGUUAUUGAAGCUGAUGAAAAGGAACUCGCAGGGGUUUCUGGACUUCUCCAAGUUUUGAAGAACCCAAGCGCUUCCUUGAAGACUAGCAAAAAGAAGAAAGCCAGAAUCCGAUUCACAGAUGAAGAAGAAAGUGGCAUUCUUAAGCCCGAGCCCCGAGAAACUUCAGGGGCAUCUUUGAACACGGAUGGAUCCCAACCCUUGACUGCUAUGAGGCAAUCUCACCUCCAAGAUUUGGUUUGCAAGUUGGCAGAGCUGAGCAUGGUUUAUAUAGGUGAACAGGGAUCCAGCCGACACCUAAGGUUCCUUGCAGCCCUUCUUAGUGCGUUUUCCUCUGUCAGGGUCUUCCAGGUGCUUCUAGAACAGGUCGAUGACAAUGACCUAAGAUCACCACCUAACCCUGCUGUACUCUUUCUCCAUCAAAAACUUUCAGUCUGGCUGCAGAAAUGCAAAAGACAAGAAGCCGAUUUCUUGGUGGAUAUUUUGUAUAGCGUGCUGCUUUGCUGCUCUGAACCUUUGGAGAGAGCGCACAUUUUGGAUGACUUGACAAAGAUCGAUGUUCAGUGGCAUGUUUUUCUGUCCAUCAUUCAGAAGGCCUGUUCUGAUCCCGUCAAGCACUCCCUGAUCUGUGAUUGGCUGAAAGGGGACGUUCUCGGUGACAGACUUAUUUCUCUGGCAAGUGACUUGUGUACCAGCGGCAUUACCAACAAGUCAGGAAAAUCGGAGACCUACUGCGCGGACAAAUGGUCUCUACUGAGCUUGGUGCUCUCAGAACAUGUUAAGAAUGAGACACUCAUAGCAGAAGUCUAUGUGGAGAAGAUUAUUGAUAAACUUCACUGCACAUUGACUAAAACGAAGGAUUUCUCGGAAGCCGGUGACCUUGAGCAGUCUGUGUCCUUCAUCUGCGAUGUGGCCUCCAACUUUUUCAGUUCUGUGAAAGAUUGCCUGCAAAUGCCAUCGGCAGAGGACCUGCUUCUCACGAUGUUCCAGCUGUGUGUACAGCCCUCUGAUAAAACUCAAUUGUCAGAAACGCUCAUGCUGAAAUUGCAGCACACAUGGAUGUGUGGUAUAGCGUCACUUCUCUGCCGGCCUAACAUUCUGCCGAAAGGAAGCAAGUUUCUUCAUCGCUCUGCACAGUGGAUCAUGGAGCAACUUCAGGGGUCACAUCUGACUCUGCACAGCCUCCAAGCACUGAUGAGUGCUGUUGAUAACUUAUACGUCAAGCUCUUAGAUUCCGGUCUGUCGUCCUCUCACUUCCUGGCUGAGCACUUGUCUCUGAUGAUCCCGAGGGAUGAGAAAUGGGAGAAGAUGCGCCAAGCUCUCCCCGGACAGUGGUCAAGCAAGCCGCUUUUGGAAGGGCGGUUGAGUAUGAAUUCGGAAACAUCUGGGACAGAUCUUAAAUCAAUUCAAAAGACUUGGCUGCCCCACCACUUGUGUGCAGGCGCGAUAAUGAGCAAAAUGGCUUUUCGUAUUCUGGAGAACAACGCACUGAGGAAAGAUGGGGAGAUUGAAGCGAGGAUCACCAUAACCGUUGCUGAAAUGCUGUAUAGCUUACAGUGGUGUGAUGAGCUUGAUGGACCUCCAGCCACCCUUACAGAGUGCUGCAACAUGCUCCGCGCAAUGGACAUAACCCAUGACCGAGUCAUAGAACUUAGUGACCAUCUCCCUGGCCUCCUAGAACUCUUGUAUACCAGGUCAUUAGAAAGUGGUACCCUGUGGUCUCUGACCCUUCAUAAACAUAUUCAAUUGAGCAAUCCUGGACAAGAUGCACUGAAAGUGCUGACUACAAGCACAGACAGUUACUUUCCUGUGACACAAGGCUCCCUGCACACCAUCCAGUGUCUUUCUCCAUUCUUAAGUAUCGAGGAAAAGGAGUUACUUUUAAUCCAGUGCAUAUCACACCUUAUGUCCUGCAUGCCCACUGCUGUGACCUGCAUUGAUGGAGGAUUUGGUUAUCUUGCCAUUAUUAACUCUUGCCUGGAUUCCGAGUCCCCUCCUUCUCCUGAUUUUCUUCCUGGAACAUUAAAAAUAAUUUUCUCUUGGAAGAACGAGCAGGAAGAGCUCUUUCUUUUCAGCAACAAUUUGCAGAAUGGUAAUCCACAGCUGAUCGGGUUGAAUGUUGAGAUAAUAAGAUUUUUUUCUGCCUUGCUGAAAUCCUCCUCCACUUCUAUACCCUGUCUGGGGGAUGCUGAAUGGGACUUUAUCAUGUGUUCUAUGCUGGCGUGGUUAGAGACUGCGUGUGACAGCUCUGCUCUCUACCGUCUUCCACUUGUACGACUAUUUGCUUGCGUAAGUUGCAGCUUGGCAUCGGAUUUGUCUGGCUAUUUUCAAGCUGUCUCUGCAGGCGAUACUGAAAAGCUUCCCGCCAAUCUUAUCUCUGAGUGCAAUGAGAUUCAAGCUGUCCCUGUGAGCGAUGCUGAAAAGCUUUCCACCAAUCUGAUCUCCGACUGGAACGAGUUCUUCUCCGAAGGCAUCCACAGUUUAUUGUUACCAAUGCUGGUUAAAUUAGCAGGGGAGAGCAAGGCUACAGAGAUGUCUUAUCACAGCCCUGUGUUGCAGUCGCUCGGCGAAGCUCUGCGUUACAUUUCAAAAGAACAGCUGCUGGACCACAAACUCCCAGCCAAGUUUGUUGCUGGACACAAGACCAACCUCCCUGACAGCUUGCAGAGCUUGCUAAAUACCCUGGCUCCACUCCUGCUGCACCGGGAGAGAGCCAUACAGAUCACAGUCUACCAUAUGCUGAAAAAAAUUAUGGUCGAUUUGCCUGUUUUUGAUGAAGAUCUUAAAUGUGAUGAAGAAGAGGAGCCUGUUUUAUCUCCACCCGUGGCUCUCAUGUGCGUCUUGGCUGUCCAGGAGGAUUUAGUAGAAAAUCUUCUACAAGGAAUUCCAGUGGGAGAGUUUGCUGUAAUCCAGCCAUUACAGGAAGAGUUCUGCUUUGUUCUGGGCUAUCUCCUGACAUGGAAACUCAUACUAAUGUUCUUCAAGGCUGCAUCAUCUCAACUGCGAGCACUCUACUCACAGUAUCUGCGGAAGAACAAGAGCUUAAAUAAACUACUUUACAACCUCUUCAAGCUAAUGCCGCAUACGCCUGUUCUUCCUGGACAAUCGAGCGAUGCACUCUGUAAAGACCCUAAAACGUUCUUCACUGAGGAAUUAAACUUAAAUGUGAAAGAUUCAUCCACACUGCAAUGGGAGAUCCCUCAUCUGGCCUGUAGUGUUUAUCACAUCACACUGAAGGAUUUGCCUGCCAUGGUCCGACUAUGGUGGAAUGGUUGUGAGAAAAGGAUUUUUAGCGUCGUGGACAAAUUCACUACCAAGUAUGUCAGUGGAGUGCUGUCUUCCCAGGAAAUAUGCUCUGUACAAUUCAGUACUCAAGUCUUUGAUGGCAUGACGGUGAAAGCAAGUCGUACUACCCGGGAAGUAAUAGCCACUUAUUCUGUUGAUGACAUCUGCAUAGAGCUCAUUAUCCAGUUGCCCCAAAACUACCCCCUGGGCUCCAUCACUGUAGAAAGCGGCCGCCGGGUAGGUGUGGCAGUACAGCAGUGGCGGAAUUGGAUGCUGCAAUUGAACACAUACCUUACACAUCAGAACGGAAGUAUAAUGGAGGGUCUCUCUCUCUGGAAGAACAAUGUGGACAAAAGAUUUGAAGGUGUUGAAGAUUGCAUGAUCUGUUUCUCUGUGAUUCAUGGUUCCAAUUACUCUCUACCAAAGAAAGCCUGCCGGACCUGCAAGAAGAAGUUUCACUCGGAGUGUCUGUACAAGUGGUUUACCUCCAGCAACAAGUCCACGUGCCCCCUGUGUAGAGAAACUUUCUUUUGAAACGUGCCAAGUGAUAAAUGCAACUAAAGAACAUCGAGUCGUUGGUCUGUGGUGCGGGUGACCUUUUCCGCCUUUACACAAUCCUGGACUACAAAAAUGCAAACAAUUUGAAGACAAAAUAUAGGUUACAAAGGACUUAUUCGCUACUUAUUUGUACAUUCCCAUCUCCCAGGGCCAGUAUAAUGUUUGCGUGCUAAUAUUUGCUGGCCAAAAGUUUGUGGACCCCAGAUCAUCACACCUAUAGGAGCUUGUUGGACACCCCAUUCCUAAGCCAUGAGCCUUCAUAUGGAAUUGCUUGCCCUCCCCCCCCCUUUUAUUUUUAUUUUUUGGGGCAACCUUUAUUCUUCUGUGAUGACUUUCUAUUAGCCCAAAUUUCUAGACAAAACUGUAAAAUCUAAUUCCUACCAAUGGUGGAUGAGAAGAACUGGCUUGCAAUCGGCAUUCUAAUACAUCCCAAAGAUGUUCAUUAGGGUUGACGUCAGGGCUUGUUCAACCACUUCUGUUCCCCAAUACCAAACUCCCUCAAACCAUGUCUUUGUGGAGGUGGCUUUUUACACAGGAGAACAGUCAUGAUUGAACAAAAAAGUUAAUACAAAAUUGGAAGCACUCAAUUCUCUAAAAUAUUCUUGAAGACUGUAGCAUUAACAGCACCCUUCACUGGAAAAUAAUUUAAAGGGAUGUCCACAUAGAUGUGGGCAUAUAGUAUAUGUAGUAAUAGGUAAUGAAAAAAGUUGGGAGAGGCAGGGUAAAGCGGUUUUAAACACAAACCUUUUUUUAUCUUGAUGCAUUAUCAUUAUCUUUUCAAUACCUGUCAUCUCUCGAUUCAACGGUGUUCCCACCUGCAGUGCCACUCACCCUUCUUCCAGGUCUCACGGCCAUUGGCUCUCGCUGCUCUCAGUCAAAUCCAGUGAGGAGAGAGUGAGGGGGGAGCAUUGAUGAGCCAUGUUGCAUAUCUAUGGAUAUAUAGAUUCACAGAGCCCAACUGGGGAGCAUGGCCACACAGAUGCUCUCUCAGCACACGGCUUGGUGAGGGGGCACCUGCAGAGGAGGGGGAGUGGGGCAGAGGACUCCAGAUGAUAAGGAGGUAAGAGGCCACUCUAUGUAAUACCAUUGCACAUAGCAGGUAAGUGAAAAACAAAUAGCCUUUACAACCAUUUAAGUGUCAGAAUACCUUAUAGGGAGUAAGUGCUAAUCUUCAGACCCUGUCUACUAGCCAACUCUGGUACCUGAUCUCUUAGGACUGUGUUUUAAGUAUAACUAAAGACAAUUUAUUUAUUAAUUUUUUUAUUUUUGGAUAGAGUGGAGAUGGUUUAGAACAGUGGUUAUCAACCUAAGUCUUCAAGUACCCCCAACAGGCCAUGUUUUGGGAACUUCCCUUAGAUAAAAUAGCCAUUGUCUAUACCAUGUCAUUUAUAUGGAUUUAAAGCAGCUGUGCAAAGUUAAGGAAAACCUGAAAACCUGGCCCGUUUGGGGGUACUUGAGGACUAUGGUUGAAAACCACUGGUUUAGAGCACCUGUCACGUUUUGAAUUCUACUUUUGCCCCCGUUAGGUUGAUUCACCCUCUCUAUUUGUGCUGUUUACUAAUAUCAUCGAAAGUAAAAGCAAGUCCCAAAUUUUGGGUUAUGUCUAGAGCAGCUAUAGAGAGGAAAUCUUCCAAUGGGGACAAAAGUUGACCUGGGGGCCCCCAGCGGAUUCCCUUAAUUGUGUCUCUCACUUCCUGUUUUCAUUAUGGUAAAGGAAGCUAUAGCAAAGCUCCCCAAUGGGACACAGAUGGCAAA